AUGAAUUCUCUUCUUGAGCCGGAGCCGGUGCCGGUGCCGGACGAACCCGUGCCCCUCGUAAAAUACGAAAAGGGUAAUACAGGUGUCUUUUGGAACGUGGAGGAUUAUCCAAUCGAUGAUCGUCUAGAUUCUGAAUCUCUUUAUCAAAAGAUGAAAGAAGAUCUUCGCAAGGAGGGUUAUCUUGGGGAUUUGUCAAUCCAUUUGUUCUUUUGUAAGGAUAGAAUUCCGGCAAGAUAUCUUGGGGAUGAGCAAAUCAAAAUCCACGUCAUACCCGACAAGGUUAAAAAAAGUGCUAGACAGUAUGCCAUGGCAGUGCACGUUCUUCUUUGGGCAGCGCGACAUCGUCCCCGAUCAUCAAAUAUAUUACUACUCUCCAAAAACCUAGAAGAAAUCUCUGUUUGCGACUUUGAAAGUUUGUAUAAUCAAGAUUAUGGUGUUGUCAUAUCUGAUCCUGACCCACGUUGGUAUCUUCCCCUUGAAAGCUCAACCCUGCUUUUUCCAAGCCUGUUAACUCUAGAAAAUCUUAAGCGGAAGCCUGAGGAAGAGGAAAACUUGCAGUCGAAAAGGCGCAGCAUUACUCUUGCUGGCUAA
Messenger RNA from Arabis nemorensis, 591 nucleotides. NCBI's taxonomy places the organism in Eukaryota, Viridiplantae, Streptophyta, Magnoliopsida, Brassicales, Brassicaceae. The record is from the annotation of a GenBank genome assembly.